AGCGCACGGUUUACAGGCUGACCCUGGUAAAAGCCUGGAAUGUGGAUGAACUCAAAGCUUAUGCUGAGCUGAUAUCCCUUGGAAAACCAGACUUCAUCGAGGUCAAGGGCGUGACCUACUGUGGAGAAAGCUCUGCCAGCAGCCUCACCAUGGCCAACGUGCCCUGGCACGAGGAGGUGGUGGGGUUUGUGCAGGACCUGGCUGAGCUCCUGCCCGACUACGAGAUCGCCUGCGAGCACGAGCACUCCAACUGCCUGCUGCUGGCACACACCAAGUUCAAGGUGGAUGGCGAGUGGUUCACCUGGAUCGACUACGAGCGCUUCCAGGAGCUGGUGCGGGAGCGCGAGCGGAGCGGCGGCUCCAGGACCUUCACAGCGGCUGAUUACACGGCCAGGACUCCCCCCUGGGCUCUCUUUGGGGCCAGGGAGAGGGGCUUUGACCCCCUGGAUGUCAGAUUCCAGCGCAGGAACAAGGCCCGGGACAUCUCCGGCUGCUGAGCUUUGGGACUCUGUUUCCGGCUGACACCGAUUCUGGAUCUUUCCAUCGACCUUAUCCCAAAUGUGCUGUUGAGCAGGGGGGUCAAGCCUUAAUUUAACCCUUCCCUCCUGGUUUUAGGGCUUCCUGGCUGAAAAUAUUUAUAACAUUCCUCUCUCCCAAAUCAGAAGUGGUUCAUGGCAGUGAUUUCUCAGCAUGGGGGGAGGCAGCAGCUGGGGCCACCUUUGGAGUUGGAUGUGGUUUGGGGUUGGAUGUGGAGCAGGAGCAUUCCUUGGAUUCCAGUGCCCUGUGUGAGGAGAGCCUGGCUCAUCUGGCCCCCAGCUUGGCAGCAAAACCACAUCCACAAGGAAAAUUCCAUAUCCACAAGGAAGAGUGCCACAGGGAUUUCAACCCCACGAGCUUGUUGGAUCAGGGCAGGUGUUGGAUUGAAGAACCUGAGCCCUGCUGGGAAUAUCAUUGUAUGGAUUUAGUUCAGGGUUAUGUAUUUAAUUCCUGUAAAAACUUCAUCCCAUGCUUGAAACUUGGGAAUGGUGUGAGUAACAGCCCCCCUGUUGACACCAGCUGUGAUUUCUGAUACCUCUCCAAGUAUCUUCCAGCUUCCUGGGUUUGGGAGUGGAUGUUCCUGAGCAGUGUUAUCCCACUCCCAGCAGCCCUGAACAACAGGUACAAUCCCUCAGAGCCCUGGCUGUGUGUGCCCAGUGUCCCUGGGAUCUGGACAUCAGGCAUGGAGCUCCCUCUGCUCCCCUGGGAAGCUCCACAGCCUCGCUGAUCCUCGGGAUGGAGAACUGGGUGGAGAUGGAAACCAGACCCAGUCCAGGUCUCUGGGAUCAAGAAACCCAACUGUUCCCCUUUGGAGAGGUGACAUCCAGCCACAGGGUCAGGUGACAGGGCCCAGGGGUUGCUCUUUGAUGCCCUGGGCGCUCUGGAGGUGCUGGAGCCUGGCUGGAAAAUGGCUUUUAAAUAAAGAGGGAAUUCCCUGUCCCUCCUCGCUGCAUCCCCAAGGGUUGGAGCCUCUGUGGGCAAACCCUGGGCCCUCAGUUCCCA
Empidonax traillii (willow flycatcher) is the source of this 1539-nucleotide messenger RNA. RefSeq names its product S-adenosyl-L-methionine-dependent tRNA 4-demethylwyosine synthase-like. Gene Ontology annotation, biological process: wybutosine biosynthetic process. Lineage: Eukaryota; Metazoa; Chordata; Aves; Passeriformes; Tyrannidae. The transcript is spliced from 3 exons. The record is from RefSeq and is a predicted model, not a curated record. Gene Ontology annotation, molecular function: 4 iron, 4 sulfur cluster binding. Bases 150 to 497 code for a protein of 115 amino acids.